AGUGUGUCAGCCUGCUUGCAUUCUGUUUUUCACACAGCACAAUGAGCGAACGGUUGAGGGAAACGGGGUAUAUCAAAGCGUCUGCAGCGCAAGAGCAGCAGACGGAUGGGAUAGGCUCGAGACAGAGCCAGAGAUGAAAGAUUAAUCGGCCAUUUUCCAUCAACAUUGCAGCAUCAAACGAAGUAGAUUGCUGGUCUUAGGAGAAAAAAGUAAGAAAUUUUAUCGGGAAAGUAAUUCUAACCAACGACGACGCUUCUACGAAGUAUAAUAAAGGAAAAGAACCAAAUUGAUAAAACCAGUAGCCUGGCAAAUCGUAACAAAUCCAGGGAAAAUGACAGCAGUAGAUGAAAGAACUAUUUACGCAAAGCUUGAAGCUAUGAAAGACAUCCGCUCCAAAACGCUUCAACUGGAAAAAGUGAAACUAAAAAUUAUCCGGGAAGUCGAAAACGGUGAUGCAGAGGAGAAAUGCCUCGCCGAGUAUCGUCGGGAGCUUGAGCUCCUGAUGCAGGAAAAGAUGAGUCAUGUAGAGGAAUUGAGGCAAAUUCAUGCCGACAUCAAUGCGAUGGAAACUGUCAUCAAACAGGCGGAAGAAAAUCGGAUUCGCUCGAUAAAUAUGGCGAACCGUUUUCACGAGGAAUAUGUACCGCUGAAGUCCGAUGUGGACACGAUGCGUCGUGAAUACCUUGGACUGGAGCGUCUUCCGGAACUGCACGAGGAAGAGGGAUCGAUUAUCUCUCCCGAGUAUCGUUUCCAGAAUUACUACACGGGCAAUAAGUCUAUCACGAAUCCGGCAGCCAGUUUUGCCCGUCCUCCCCUUUCGGCACAUCAUCCCUUGCCACCGGAUGGGCCAGUCACAGCACUUCCACCGACAGCUCCACCUGGUUUUCUACCGCCACCGCCUGUUGCUAUGCGCAUCAACAAACCCCCAGAAUUGCCCACCAAUCGAUUACAACCAGCUCCUACAAUCGGAAUAGGCCAUCCAACGUUCAGGUCUGAUUUCAAUGUCAAUCUGAGACAACAACCACCACCGAUGAAGUCGUGUCUUUCCUGCCACCAGCAAAUUCAUCGCAACGCUCCGAUUUGUCCACUCUGCAAGGCGAAGAGCCGAUCGCGCAAUCCGAAGAAGCCGAAAAAAAAGGAACAUUAGGGGGUGGUACUCACCCACGAAAAUCGACUGACCAGUGUUUUUCCCAAUUUCUUGCGGAAAUUUUUGCAUUCAUUAAUUUGCUUUGACAUUGUAAUAUUUAGAUGUUUUUGACUAAACUGCACAACUUUUGCACAACCAUUUUUUCACUUAUUUCGAGGUAAGAGAUUGCUAAUUUGGUCACUGUUUUAUGACAGUGUACUUUUUCGCUAGCGAAAAAUCUUAAUUUAUCAUUCUGUAGUUUACUGUUCAUGUAAAUCCUAGAAUUUGCAGUUUGCGUUAAGUAAAAAUUGACCGGAGCUGGCGGAAUUUCGUAGAAACGUCAACGUUUUGAAAUUCAAGUGGAAACUAUGCGAUCCACAACCUGGAUUUGCAGUUCUAAGCGAAAGGGAAUUUUUCCUUUUCACUUCUUUAGUCAAAACGAAAUCGAUUAAACGUUGGGCCAUACAUAAACGACCACUUUAGUGUUAAGCUUGUAAUUUUCAAUCAAUAAACGUAAAUAUUCAAGUCUGAUA
Messenger RNA from Wyeomyia smithii (pitcher-plant mosquito), 1659 nucleotides. Its product is annotated as zinc finger C4H2 domain-containing protein. Gene Ontology annotation, biological process: positive regulation of neuron differentiation. The transcript has 5 exons. Gene Ontology annotation, cellular component: nucleus. NCBI's taxonomy places the organism in Eukaryota, Metazoa, Arthropoda, Insecta, Diptera, Culicidae. Bases 332 to 1147 code for a protein of 271 amino acids. The record is from RefSeq and is a predicted model, not a curated record.